AUGUAUAAAUUAAAUACAAUACAAGGACAUUCAUUUUUAAAUUUCCAGGCUCCCUUGAAUUACUUUUCAAAAAGAAAACUCUUUCAACUGGCCAAUGAAAUAAAACCAAGAAAAAGAGAUUCUCUUGGUAGAGUAGUGCUUUCCUCAUCUCUUCCGAAAGGUUUCUGGUUCAGAGAUUAUGAUUAAGUGAGAGUAGUUAAUAAAAAGUUAAGAGAAAGUCGUCCUAAUAAUCACAGAAUACAGAAUCCAAUUUAUUUCAAGAGAAAAGACAUUCAAGAAUGUUUACUACAUUACACAAUCAAAGCAAGUACACCUGAUCCUUCUAAGAAAUGGAAAAAGUAUCGGAAUUUAAUGUUGGAGAAUAACAAUCAUGUUCAGAUGUCUAGAGAGUAAAUAAAAUAAAAAUUUUAAGACACUCUUAAUUUAUUGAUCCCUAAUAAACAAUCUUCACCUCCAAAGAGUCAACGCGGAUCAUUCAUGUAUUCGUAGUAAUAGCAAUGUUUAUUUGAACAUCGAACAAGUUAACAAUCCAAAUUGAAGCGUGUAAGUAGACAAACAUCAAAUAGAAAGGAUGAUAGUAUGAGAUCAAUUGAUAGACAUUUCCAAGAUAUUAAUUGUGAUCAAAGCAAUUUCAAUCAUUCCUAUAUUCAAGACAAAAUGGUUUCAUCCAAUCAAAUUACUCCCAGAAAUCGAUUCUUUAAAGAUUGUUUCAGGUUAUAUGGAAUAGAUUCUUAAAUAUUGGCACCAAAAAACAAAUUGAUAUUUACUGAUUCUGUACAAUUGGUGGAAUCUUAAGAAACUAGAUGUGAUAAAAACGAAGGCAUUUAAAGUUAUCGAGAAAAAUCAAACUAAAAGUAGAAUGAUUUAUUAAAUUUAAUUAAGAAGUAAAGACAAAAGAACUUAUAAACCAAGACAAUAUCUCCUAAGUAGCCUAAAUUAAAUACCUCAACUCCUAAGGAUAACAAAAUUGUUAAUAUCUAUUUCCCAUCUCUCAAAAAAAUUAAUGUAAGAAAUCUUUCUUGA
This is a messenger RNA of Paramecium octaurelia, 1023 nucleotides long. The record is from the annotation of a GenBank genome assembly. Lineage: Eukaryota; Ciliophora; Oligohymenophorea; Peniculida; Parameciidae.